Messenger RNA from Aspergillus luchuensis, 1353 nucleotides. RefSeq names its product putative proline-rich, actin-associated protein Vrp1. Gene Ontology annotation, molecular function: actin binding. The transcript has 2 exons. Bases 1 to 1353 code for a protein of 450 amino acids. The record is from RefSeq and is a predicted model, not a curated record. NCBI's taxonomy places the organism in Eukaryota, Fungi, Ascomycota, Eurotiomycetes, Eurotiales, Aspergillaceae.
AUGCCCCCCCCUCCGCCGCCGCCGCCGCCGCCCGGAGGGAUGGGAGGUCCUCCCCCACCUCCUCCCCCCGCGGGGAAUCUUCCCAGCAGACCCUCUGGUUCAGAAGCUAAGGGCCGGGGCGCACUGCUUUCCGAUAUCCACAAAGGCGCAAGGCUGAAGAAGACCGUGACCAACGACAGGUCGGCGCCCAUGGUCGGUGGUGGAGGAGCAAAGUCUUCCGGUCCUGCAAUUCCAAGCGCUCCGCCAGUUCCGGGCAUGGCGAAGCCUCCGACAGGGCUUGCACCACCCGUCCCCCCGGCACAGGCAGCGAACAGGCUACGAAGCAACAGCGAUACUGGUUCAGGGGGUGAUGCAGUGGCGGGUGCCCCGGCGGCGCCUCAACUUGGAGGCCUCUUCGCUGGAGGCAUGCCUAAGUUGCGCAGUCGGGGAGGUGUUGACACUGGAGCUAAUCGGGACUCGCCAUAUCGAUCAGAUACGGAUGGUUCGCGGAGCGCUCCCCCGCCCCCUGCUAUGUCCGCCCCCAAACCACCAGGUGCUCGACCUCCACCGCGCCCUCCUGCAACAGAGUCGCCUCCUACUCCUCCAGUGAACCCGUUGGUUGCAAAUCUCCGGAAACCGCCCCCGCGACCGGCUUCCAGGCCGUCAUCGACAGUUUCGACUGCGUCCAGCAGAUCCGCCCCUGACGCUCCCCCGCGCGCACCGCCACCAUUGCCCGGCUCCGCCAAAGGCCCGCCGCCGCCUCCAGUAUCUACAAGAAAACCCUCUGCUCCUGCUCCUCCUCCACCCCCGCCUCCCUCAGCUAGUCCAGCGGCACCUCCGCCACCACCUCCGGCGGCUGCUCCCAGACCUCCCCCGGCGCCGGCACGCUCUACCCCUCCUCCCCCUCCUCCUCCCGGCGCGUCCGCUCCACAGCCGCCGAACGGCACAGCUGCUGCGUCUAUCGCCGUACAAGCUGCCAGAAAUGCUCUCGGACAUGCGCCACCACCACCUCCUCCCCCACCAGCGGCUUUGGCCCCAUCAGCCCCCCCUCCGCCUCCUCCCAGUGCCCCUCCCAGCGAGCCACCGUCGCGGCCAUCACCUCUGCCGUCUAGCAUAGCACCUCCUCCACCUCAUCAACCAGACCGUUCUACCCUGGACCCGAGCGCCUAUACCCUCAGCAACGGCGGGCCGUCACCGGGAGCAAGCCCUCACAGUCCAGGCGGACAUGGCAUCAUGCGGGUGGACGAUCAUCGGUUCAAGUUCCAGAGCGAAGGCUUAUUGCCCAAGCCUCGACCAUUUGUGGGAGGCACCAGGCGGUAUCGGGCUGGACGAGGCAGCAGUGUGCCAUUGGAUCUGAGCGCAUUGAUUGGGUAA